Molecule: messenger RNA, 648 nt
Organism: Cyclospora cayetanensis
Lineage: Eukaryota; Apicomplexa; Conoidasida; Eucoccidiorida; Eimeriidae
Exons: 8
Coding region: 1-648 (215 amino acids)
Source: RefSeq, a predicted model, not a curated record
AUGCAAUGCGCACAGUGCACGACUGACAACACAAGGGACUAUCAAAAAAAGGCAAAAGAAGCCGCCAUAGAGGGACAAACUACAGGUCUGCUCAUUGCACCGUCAUGCGUGACAUGGCUGUUAACAAAUCAGGCAUCAGCGGGGGCACGACGGGCGCCGUACAACGUGCAAAACGUGGACCCCGUUGAUGCUGUAAAUGCGCACGGGCUAUAUGAUCCUCACAUGGAACCUCAAGAGAGCGGGGACGAGUUAGAGGACCCCUCUAUGGUUGCACAAAGCGGUGUUGGCUACGAACUAGAGAAACGGGAUGAAGAAGAUGAAGGUUCCGCAGCAACAUCUUCACAAUUGAAACAGGAAAGUGAGGAUGAGGAAUUAGAGAAGGAAGAAUCAAUAGACGAAGCUGAAGAGGCACAACACGGCAAGCACCAACAGGCUCCCAAAAAGUUGGAACCAGAGGAAGCGAAAAAGCUACUACUAUCUAUCUCCAUCAGCGCUCACGCUGCCGUGCCUGACCUUCUUGGAACUAAAACUCGAUUGGCAAAGGCAGAGGGAAAGCCGUCUUUCGCGUUCCCUGUUGCUCUUCGUACUCAUUCGAGUGUACCACCAGUCGGGGGGCCUCCGCCUACGGCAGGCCUUGAAGCACCAUAA